Lathyrus oleraceus (garden pea) is the source of this 1083-nucleotide messenger RNA. RefSeq lists its product as uncharacterized. Gene Ontology annotation, molecular function: zinc ion binding; nucleic acid binding. Lineage: Eukaryota; Viridiplantae; Streptophyta; Magnoliopsida; Fabales; Fabaceae. The transcript has 3 exons. Bases 1 to 1083 code for a protein of 360 amino acids. The record is from RefSeq and is a predicted model, not a curated record.
AUGCCGAAGUAUAUGACUACACUUUAUUCAAAUUUCAGUGGAAAUCAAGACGAAAAGAAUAGUACUGCAAGAUACAUAUUCAUGAUUGAAGGCAUUCCAAUCUUAUGGAUAUCAAGGAAGCAAAGCAUUAUGGCUUUGUCAUCAUGUGAAGCUAAGUAUCUGGCUACAUCAUAUGCAGCAUGUAAAGCAGCUUGGAGGAACAAUCCGCCAACUUUUGAAGGAGCUCAUGAACCUGAUAAAGCUCAAGAGUGGUUGAAGGUGAUUGAGAAAAUAUUUCGAGUUAUGAACUGUUCAGAUGUGCAGAAGGUGCAGUUUGGCACUCAUAUGCUUGAGAAAGAAGCUAAGGAUUGGUGGCGCAACAUUGUUCAGAGAUUUUAUGAGGAUGGCAUUGAAGUGACUUGGGCACUUUUCCGUGAUGCUUUUCUGGAGAAGUUUUUUCCAAAAGAUGUUCGUGGAAAGAAGGAAAUUGAAUUCCUUGAGUUGAAGCAAGGUAAUGGUACCAUAGCUGAGUAUGCUGCAAAGUUUGAGGAGUUGAUCAAAUUUUGUCCCCAUUACAAUACUACUAAUGCUGAGAGAUCAAAGUGUCUUAAGUUUGUGAAUGGCUUGAGACCUGAUAUCAAGAAGGAAAUGGGUUACCAACAGAUUACGGUAUUUUCUAAGUUGGUUAACAAGAGUGGGAUUUAUGAUGAGGAUAGCCGUGAGAGUGUUGCUUAUUGCAAGUCCUUGCAUGAUAAGAAAGGAAAAGGGCAAUUCCAAGGGAAGUCGUAUGAUGGUAAGAAGAAAGAUGGUGAUGGUAAGAAGUCGAGUGGGGGAGGAUCUCACACUCUUGUCAAGUGCUUCAGAUAUGGUGUUAAGGGACACCGUGCUCCCGAGUGUCCUAAGGGCGAUGUGACUUGUUUCAUGUGUGGCAAGCAAGGUCACAAAUAUUUUGAUUGUAGAGUUGGUUCGAAUGUGAUUUGCUACAACUGUGGUGAGCAAGGGCACAUUAGUACCAGGUGCAACAAGCCGAAGAAGGAGCAAGCCAAAGGGAAAGUGUUUGCAUUGUGCGGUGCUGAUACUCCUGCUGAGGAGAGAUUUAUUUAA